GUCGCUGCUGGAGAAGAAGGGAAGGGAUGAGGGGAGGGGCCCACAGGCGCGCGAGAGGCCGCGAGUGACACUCUCGCUGUGAGGAGGCUCCUCGCAAGAUGUCGGCUCUGGCCGUGGCGACGGCGGCGGCUGCCACCGCGGCGGCCGUGACCGCGGCGCGCUCGGAGAAGCCCAGCAGCCCGGGCUCAUCGAGGGGCUUCUACUUCAACACGGUGCUGUCUCUCGCCCGCUCGCUGGCCGUGCAGAGACCCGCUCCGCUCGAGAAGGUACAGAAACUACUCUGCAUGUGCCCAGUCGACAUCCAUGGGAUCUUUCAGCUGGAUGAGCGCCGCAGAGAUGCUGUGAUUGCUUUGGGAAUUUUUCUAAUCGAGUCUGACUUGCAGCAUAAAGAUACUCUUGUUCCUUAUCUUCUCCGGCUGUUAAGGGGCCUUUCCAAAGUCCAAUGGAUAGAAGAAAGCAAUUCACGCAAAAGCAGAGGCAUGCUUCCUAUUCCAGAAAACUUCAGUUUCUGUUUGGUGACUUUGUUGUCAGAUGUGGCUUACAGGGAUUCUGUUCUGAGAGAACAGAUUUUAGAGGCAAUUUUGCAAGUGAUGCAGGUCCUUCUGGGAAUGUGCCAGUCCCCAGAAAUCCAGGAUAAAGAAUAUUUAUGCAAAUACGCUGUGCCAUGCCUGAUUGGAAUUUCACGAGCGUUUGGGCGCUACAGCAACUCGGAAGAGUCUCUCCUGUCAAAGCUUUUCCCUAAAGUUACUCCGCAUUCCCUCAGAGCCCCACAUGAGUUGGAUGGUAUUCGUAGACGCUCUUUUAAUGACUUCCGCUCGAUACUUCCACAUUCUCUACUGACAGUCUGCCAAGAAGGAUCUCUCAAGAGAAAGACCAGCAGCGUAUGCAGCAUCACACAGGUCAGUCCUGAACGUGGAAUUCCUCCUCCCAGUUCCCCCGGAGGCACUACUGUGCAGUACUUUGAAGGGUCCUACCUACCUGAUGGGAGUGCGUUAGAUCCCGAUUAUUACUUCUCUACAAUCAGUUCCAGCUUCUCGGUCUCGCCUCUCUUUAACGUCAUCAGCAACAAGGAGUUUAACAUUCCACUGGAAAUGCUCCGACAGCUGCUGAACAUGGUAAAGCAGAUUGUUGGGGAUUCAGUCCUCCGAAACUUAGAUGCCGUUGUCUCUGAGGUUAUUGAGGAAAAUCCCCAUGCAGAUUUGUUCUACAAAAUGUUCAGUGACCCACUUUAUGUUGCCCAGUUCAAGAUGCUGAGAGACACGUUGUACUAUAUGAAAGAUCUCCCAACCUCGUUUGUGAAGGAAAUUCAUGAUUUUGUGCUGGAACAGUUCAACAGCAGCCAGUCGGAGCUCCAGAAACUCCUUCACGACGUAGACAGAUUACACAAUGAGCUGAACCCUCUGAAGCUACGUUGCCAAGCUAACGCUGCUUGUGUGGAUCUCAUGGUGUGGGCUGUGAAGGAUGAGCAAGGGGCAGAAAACCUGUGCAUUAAACUGUCGGAGAAACUGCAGUCCAAGACUUCCAGCAAAGUAAUCAUUGCUCACUUGCCUCUUCUGAUUUGCUGCUUACAGGGUCUAGGCCGCUUGUGUGAGCGUUUUCCUGUGGUGGUUCACUCGGUCACUCCGUCCUUGAGAGACUUUCUCGUGAUCCCUUCUCCAGUCCUGGUGAAACUUUACAAGUACCACAACCAAUAUAAUACUGGAGGCAAUGACAUCAAGAUCAGCAUAACAAAUGAGCAUGCCGAGUCCACUGUAAGUGUAAUGUCUGGCAAGAAGAGUCAGACCUCCAUGUAUGAACAGCUGCGGGAUAUUGCGAUCGAUAACAUCUGCAGGUGUCUGAAAGCUGGGCUGACGAUAGACUCGGUAAUUGUUGAAGCCUUCUUAGCUAGUUUGUCAAACCGCCUGUACAUCUCGCAGGAGAGUGACAAGGAGGCCCAUCUAAUUCCAGACCACACAAUACGUGCAUUGGGGCACAUUGCAGUAGCCCUGAGGGACACGCCAAAGGUGAUGGAGCCGAUUCUUCAGAUCCUGCAGCAGAAGUUCUGCCAGCCGCCUUCUCCUCUCGAUGUGCUCAUCAUUGACCAACUGGGAUGCUUAGUUAUCACUGGAAAUCAAUAUAUUUACCAGGAGGUAUGGAAUCUGUUUCAGCAGAUCAGUGUUAAAGCUAGCUCAAUUGUAUACUCUGCAACAAAAGACUACAAGGAUCAUGGAUAUAGGCACUGUUCCUUAGCUGUUAUUAAUGCCCUCGCAAACAUAGCUGCAAACAUCCAAGAUGAACACCUUGUGGACGAAUUGCUGAUGAACUUGCUGGAACUGUUCGUACAACUCGGGCUCGAAGGGAAGAGAGCCAGUGAGAGGGCAAGUGAAAAAGGCCCAGCGCUAAAGGCAUCUAGCAGCGCAGGGAACCUGGGAGUUCUGAUUCCUGUUAUUGCUGUGCUUACAAGACGCUUGCCGCCCAUCAAGGAAGCUAAGCCCAGGUUACAGAAGCUCUUCCGUGACUUCUGGCUGUAUUCGGUGCUUAUGGGAUUUGCUGUGGAAGGCUCAGGUCUUUGGCCAGAAGAGUGGUAUGAGGGUGUUUGUGAGAUAGCAACCAAGUCGCCGCUACUGACGUUUCCUAGCAAAGAGCCUCUCCGCUCUGUUCUUCAGUACAACUCAGCUAUGAAAAACGACACAGUCACUUCCGCUGAACUGAAUGAGUUACGGAGCACCAUCAUCAAUCUUUUGGAUCCUCCUCCAGACGUAUCUGCCCUGAUCAAUAAGCUGGACUUUGCCAUGUCUACCUACCUGCUCUCUGUGUACCGUCUAGAAUGCAUGAGGGUAUUGCGUUCAACAGACCCAGAUCGCUUCCAAGUGAUGUUUUGUUAUUUUGAGGAUAAAGCUAUUCAAAAAGACAAAUCAGGCAUGAUGCAGUGUGUCAUAGCUGUAGCAGAUAAGGUGUUUGAAGCCUUCCUCUGCAUGAUGGCUGACAAAGCUAAAACGAAAGAAAACGAAGAAGAGCUGGAAAGACACGCUCAGUUUUUGCUGGUGAAUUUCAAUCAUAUUCAUAAGAGGAUCAGACGGGUCGCCGAUAAGUACUUAUCUGGCCUUGUAGACAAGUUCCCUCACUUACUUUGGAGUGGAACAGUGCUGAAGACCAUGUUAGAUAUCCUCCAGACCCUCUCCCUGUCAUUGAGUGCAGACAUUCACAAGGACCAACCCUACUAUGACAUUCCAGACGCCCCGUAUAGAAUUACUGUUCCCGAUACAUACGAAGCUAGAGAGAGUAUAGUAAAGGAUUUUGCCGCACGCUGUGGAAUGAUCCUCCAAGAAGCCAUGAAAUGGGCCCCUUCGGUUACCAAAUCUCACUUGCAGGAAUAUUUAAACAAGCAUCAGAACUGGGUCUCUGGCCUGUCCCAGCACACAGGGCUGGCUAUGGCCACUGAGAGCAUCCUCCACUUCGCAGGCUACAACAGGCAGAACACAACUCUGGGGGCAACCCAGUUAACUGAAAGGCCUGCAUGUGUAAAGAAAGACUAUUCCAACUUCAUGGCUUCACUUAACUUGCGAAAUCGCUAUGCUGGAGAAGUCGCUGGGAUGAUUAAUUACUGUCACGCCACAGGCCGCACCUCAGAUCUCAGUAAACUAAUGAUCAAACAGCUCAACGAGGCCUUGGAACCAGGCCAGCCUGAACACUACACUCAAGUCAUGUUUAAGAUGACAGCCAUGUUGAUAAGUAGCAGAGACACUGACCCUCAGCUCUUGCACCACCUGUGUUGGGGCCCGCUGCGAAUGUUCAGCGAGCACGGCAUGGAAACGGCCAUCGCUUGUUGGGAAUGGCUGCUUGCUGCCAAGAAUGGAAUAGAAGUGCCGUUCAUGCGAGAAAUGUCGGGGGCCUGGCAAAUGACUGUGGAGCAGAAGUUUGGCCUGUUCUCUGCCGAGAGGAAAGAAGCAGAUCCCUUAGCUGCUUCGGAAGAGAGCCAGCCCAUACCGUGUCCUCCGGAGGUCACGCCGCAUUACAUCUGGAUAGAAUUCCUGGUGCAGAGGUUUGAAAUCGCAAAGUACUGUAGCUCUGACCAGGUGGAAAUCUUCUCCAGUCUGCUCCAGCGAUCCCUUUCUCUGAACAUUGGGGGAUCAAAAGGCAGUAUGAAUCGGCAUGUGGCAGCGAUUGGGCCACGUUUCAAGCUGCUGACUCUGGGAUUGUCCCUGCUUCACGCUGACGUGGUCCCAAAUGCAACGAUUCGCAAUGUUUUGAGAGAGAAGAUAUAUUCAACUGCUUUUGAUUAUUUCAGCUCUGCUCCAAAGUGUCCAACCCAAGGGGAAAAGAGGCUGCGCGAGGAUAUCAUCAUCCUAAUCAAGUUUUGGACGGCCAUGUUCUCUGACAAGAAAUAUUUGACAGCCAGCCAGCUUGUUCCUCCCGAUAAUCAAGAUACACGGAGCAACUUGGACAUCACUGUUGGGUCUCGACAGCAAGCCACCCAGGGAUGGAUAAAUACAUACCCUUUGUCCAGCGGCAUGUCAACGAUCUCCAAAAAAUCAGGAAUGUCCAAGAAGACCAAUCGAGGUACCCAGCUUCACAAGUACUACAUGAAAAGGAGAACGUUGCUGUUGUCCCUGCUGGCUACUGAGAUUGAACGCCUCAUUACAUGGUACAAUCCUCUCUCAUCCCCGGAGCUGGAGCUGGAUCAGACCGGGGAGAACAGCGUUGCAAACUGGAGGUCAAAGUACGUCAGCCUGAGUGAGAAGCAGUGGAAAGAUAAUGUCAAUCUGGCGUGGAGUAUUUCGCCUCACCUGGCCGUCCAGCUUCCCACCAGGUUUAAAAACACAGAAGCCAUCGGAAUGGAAGUGACUCGUCUCGUCCGCCUGGACCCAGGAGCAGUUAGCGAUGUGCCAGAAGCAAUAAAGUACCUCGUCACGUGGCACACGAUAGAUGCAGACGCUCCUGAGCUGAGCCACAUCCUUUGUUGGACGCCGACAGACCCUCCAACGGGCCUUUCUUAUUUUUCCAGCAUGUAUCCUCCUCAUCCUUUGACAGCUCAGUAUGGAGUUAAAGUCCUUCGUUCUUUCCCUCCGGAUGCCAUUUUAUUUUACAUUCCACAGAUCGUGCAGGCACUUCGAUAUGAUAAGAUGGGCUACGUGAGGGAGUACAUCUUGUGGGCAGCCGCCAAAUCCCAGCUGCUGGCUCACCAGUUCAUUUGGAAUAUGAAAACCAACAUCUUCUUGGAUGAAGAGGGGCAUCAGAAAGACCCUGACAUCGGGGAACUGCUGGAGCAGCUGGUUGAGGAAAUAACGGGCUCAUUAUCUGGGCCAGCAAAGGAGUUUUAUCAACGCGAAUUUGAUUUCUUCAAUAAAAUCACCAACGUUUCAGCCAUCAUCAAGCCUUACCCUAAAGGUGACGAAAGGAAAAAGGCUUGUUUGAGUGCUUUGUCCGAGGUGAAAGUGCAGCCCGGUUGUUAUCUGCCCAGCAACCCCGAAGCGAUUGUCUUGGACAUUGACUACAAGUCAGGAACUCCUAUGCAAAGCGCUGCCAAAGCACCUUACUUGGCCAAGUUUAAGGUAAAGCGGUGCGGAGUCAGCGAACUCGAAAAAGAAGGUCUGCGCUGUCGUUCGGACUCCAUAGACGAAAGCGGAGAAGAUGGGGUGGAGAGCAAGAAGAUUUGCUGGCAGGCAGCCAUCUUUAAAGUGGGCGAUGACUGCAGACAGGACAUGCUGGCGUUGCAAAUCAUUGACCUCUUCAAGAACAUAUUUCAGCUGGUGGGUCUAGACCUGUAUGUGUUUCCGUACAGAGUAGUGGCCACAGCACCAGGGUGUGGCGUCAUCGAAUGCAUUCCUGAUUGUACGUCCCGUGACCAGCUGGGCAGGCAGACAGACUUUGGGAUGUAUGACUACUUUACAAGGCAGUACGGAGAUGAAUCAACCUUGGCUUUCCAAAAGGCUCGUUACAACUUCAUCCGCAGCAUGGCUGCCUACAGCCUCCUGCUGUUCCUGUUGCAGAUUAAAGACAGGCACAAUGGCAAUAUCAUGCUGGACAAACACGGACACAUCAUUCAUAUUGACUUUGGUUUCAUGUUUGAGAGUUCUCCUGGCGGAAACCUGGGUUGGGAGCCAGACAUCAAGCUGACCGACGAGAUGGUUAUGAUAAUGGGAGGGAAGAUGGAGGCCACGCCUUUCAAGUGGUUCAUGGAGAUGUGCGUCAGGGGGUACCUGGCAGUCAGGCCUUACAUGGAUGCCGUGGUCUCUCUGGUGACGUUGAUGCUGGACACAGGGCUGCCCUGUUUCCGAGGGCAGACAAUCAAACUGUUAAAGAACAGGUUCAGCCCCAACAUGACGGAGAGAGAAGCGGCUAACUUCAUCAUCAAGAUCAUCCAGAGCUGCUUCCUCAGCAACAGGAGUAAGACCUACGAUAUGAUCCAGUACUACCAGAACGACAUUCCUUACUGAACCCAGACGGCGUUAUCCUGGGGGAUCCAUGACCCCGUCUCCGUUGUGCCAGCCUAGAAAUGUGAUUUCCUGGAAGUCACUGUGUACUGCCUCCGGUCAAUCCUCUCUGCGUGCGUGUGCAUGUGAAUGUGGGUGUGCCCGUUUUACAGGACCCUUGUAACAAUCAGCACCUCUCAAAUAGUUCCUCUUAUCUUCUCCAGGGUGUCCGUGUCCCUAGGUUGCACAGCAGCUGGCUGCAGUUGCGGAUUUUUAAAAAAAACCUGUUGCAGCUACGAAUGAGUGUAAAACUCAGCAAGGAAACGAUAAACCUGAGGAGUGUGGCGAUUGCCAGGGGGUUUUGUUUUGGCUUUUGGAAGCAAGUUCCAUUAAAACGCCCACUCUGUAGGAUCCGGCAGCAGUCAAAUGCUCUAGAGUCGCUGCUCAGUGCGGCGAGGAAGCAUUAAGUUGCUCUGGUGAAUGCUGUAGAAAUUGUAAUGAUAAUCGUCUGUAGGUGGUGAUAGCCCUGCAUCUGUGUUAAUAUUGUACUUUGCACUGUAAAUGGUUCCUGCUCCACGGUCAGUAUUUCGUACCUACAUGAAGAAUGUAUUUCCUCCCCCCUUUUGUGUGGUUUUAAGGAGAGAAACUCUAUCCAAGAUAUAUUUAAUCUAAAAAAAAAUGGAAUUAAAAAAAAGAGAAGGCCUUAGGAUACUUUA
Podarcis raffonei (Aeolian wall lizard) is the source of this 7108-nucleotide messenger RNA. RefSeq names its product phosphatidylinositol 4-kinase alpha (gene PI4KA). Gene Ontology annotation, cellular component: plasma membrane; cytoplasm. The transcript is spliced from 55 exons. NCBI's taxonomy places the organism in Eukaryota, Metazoa, Chordata, Lepidosauria, Squamata, Lacertidae. The coding region runs from base 99 to 6416 and encodes 2105 amino acids. Gene Ontology annotation, biological process: phosphatidylinositol-mediated signaling; phosphatidylinositol phosphate biosynthetic process. Gene Ontology annotation, molecular function: 1-phosphatidylinositol 4-kinase activity. The record is from RefSeq and is a predicted model, not a curated record.